Molecule: messenger RNA, 1233 nt
Organism: Microsporum canis CBS 113480
Lineage: Eukaryota; Fungi; Ascomycota; Eurotiomycetes; Onygenales; Arthrodermataceae
Exons: 2
Coding region: 1-1233 (410 amino acids)
Source: RefSeq, a predicted model, not a curated record
AUGAAGUUCCAAUCGCCUCUUGCAGGAGUUUGUCUUCUUGCCGCCGCUUCCCUGGUGGAAGCCGCGAAGACCGCUCAAUUCAGACCGCCGAAUUCAGGAGAUGUUAGAUUCCGAGUAAAUAUACCCACAUCCACGGCGGCUUCCAAGCAAGGGCCGAUAUACUUCCAGAUCCGAGCACCAAGCAGCGUAGAAUGGGUUGGAUUAGGCCAAGGAGGAGAGAUGGCCGGUUCGAAUAUCUUCAUGCUUUAUUCCGCAGCCACCCCCAGCAACGUUACGCUCUCCGCGCGAGCGGGACUGGGAGAAUUCAUGCCGGAGCAUAACCCUCAGACCAAAGUCACUCUUCUCAACGGCAGCGGUAUCACUGAGGGACGGAUGAUAGCGAAUGUUCAAUGUGAUAACUGCCUGAAGUGGGAAGGAGGAAGUAUGGAUCCAACAGACGCUGCCAGUUCAUGGAUUUGGGCCGUCAAGAUGGGCGCCUCUAUCAAGUCGAAUGAUGUUUCGGAGAGCCUGACGAUGCAUGAUAACAUGGGAGCUUUCACUCUAGAUUUAACCAAGGCCGUUGGAGACGACAAGGACGGUAACCCAUUCGGAUCGGACGAUGCCAACACUCCCGACUCUGGCUCUGCCGGCACCGUUGUUUCUGACGGAGGCCGUAUAGCCAAGCGGUCUGCUCACGGGUUGCUCAUGUCCAUCGUCUUCCUGAUCAUGUUCCCAUCCUUUGCUCUGACUCUACACCUAAUUCCAGGCAAGAAUACCGUCGCUCGCAUCCACGCUCCUCUCCAGAUAGUCUCUCUCAUUGCUUCGAUAAUCGGUUUCGGCCUCGGUGUCAGUGUGGCUAAGGAUCUGAAGAAGCUGGACUCCACACACGCCAUUAUCGGAAUCGUUAUAAUGUCCUGCAUCAUACUCCUACAGCCUGCUCUAGGGCUGCUUCAGCAUCUUCACUUCCGGAAGACUGGCACACGUGCUGUUCAGGGCAUCGUCCACGCCUGGCUGGGGCGUUGUGUGUUUGUCCUUGCCAUUGUCAACGGCGGCCUGGGGCUCAAGCUCAGUGGAAUCGGCAACCCCGGUGUCCCCAGAGCAGGUGUGAUUGCAUACUGCAUCAUAGCAGCCAUCAUGACUGCCGUAUACCUUUCAGUGGUUCUCUUCAUGUCAAAAAAGCCCAAGCCUACAAAGGAGGACUUUGGAACUCUCCAGCAGGAAAAGGGAAGUGCGGUUGAACUUGUUGACAGGUAA